UGACUAAAAUUGAUCACCUGGACUCUCUCUCUCUAACUGAUUUUUUCUUAUAAUAUUGAUCCUCUGCAACUAAUCUGGGUGACCCAUCCUCAAAUUCAAAUCGAAGUCAAGACCAAUCUUGAACUUCAGAGAUCAAUCAAGGGCUUAGAUUGCGCCACAUGAUUGCAAAAUUGUAAAUUUCUAUGUCCAUAGAAAUAUAUAGGAGAACCCAGCGAGGGUAUCCUGUAUAUUCCCUAUUUCUUACCCAACCCAAAUGCCUUCCAUAUUAAUAACGAAACCAAAGGCUUCAGAUAUUCAUCUCAGAGAACUCUUCACCUCUUCCAUCAUCCAAGGCAAAUGCCGGCGGCGAUGUCUGAUACCGGUGACCAUGGCCUCACGGCGGCACUGCUAUCACCGUCGAAGAAACCCACCAAUGAGAGGUUGAGUAUUGACGAUAUGCUUCAUAGAUACACGGGUGAGUUUGGAUCAUGGCAACUCAGGCACUUCGUUCUCACAAGUUUGGCUUGGGCUUUGGAAGCUUUCCAUACCAUGGUCAUGAUUUUUGCAGACCGUGAACUUGCUUGGAGAUGUGCUCCUGGUCAAGCAGGGGCGAGUUGUUCUCACUCGACACAGAUGAGCAUGUGUGGAUUGGAACCCACAUCGUGGGAAUGGGUCGGUGGUUCUGGGAGCUCUACGGUUUCUGAAUGGGGUCUCAUCUGCGAUAAUAAGUACUUGGUGGGUUUGGUUCAAUCUACUUUCUUCGCCGGAUGUAUGGUAGGUGCAGGAGUAUUUGGUCAUCUUUCAGAUUCAUUCCUCGGAAGGAAAGGUUCUCUAACAGUUGUUUGCAUCAUGAAUGCUAUUACUGGCAGUUUAACGGCAUUUUCUCCCACCUACCAGGCCUACAUUGCUCUACGUUUCCUAACUGGUUUCAGCACUGGUGGGGUGGGGCUUUGUGCCUUUGUACUUGCCACCGAACCUGUUGGCCCCUCUAAGCGUGGUGCAGUUGGAAUGUCGACAUUUUACUUCUUCUCAUCAGGCAUUGCAAUUCUUUCAGGCAUUGCAUAUAUGUUUCGGUCGUGGCGUGUCCUCUAUGUUGCUUCCUCUAUUCCUUCCAUCCUCUUUCUUGUAGCAGUCAUCCCCUUCAUUUCUGAAUCCCCUCGGUGGUACCUCAUUCGUGGAAAGAUCAACAAAGCCAUGAAUGUCAUGCGUAGCAUUGCACAACGCAAUGGAAAGCAUCUUCCUGAUGGAGUUAUGCUAGCUCUAGAUGAGGAUAUCAAUGACAAAACCUCAAAUGGUUUGCAUAACAAAGAAUCAACAACUGGAGUUCUGCUUGUUCUAGAUGAGGAUAUCAAUGAAAAAACCUCAAAUGUUUUGCAUGACAAGGAAUCAACAACUGAGGCUGCUACAGGUUCCCUCUUUGAUGUCAUUCGAUCGCCUGUUACUCGUAUGCGCUUAUUUCUAACAGUUGCCAUCAACUUGUUGUGCUCUGUUGUCUACUAUGGAUUGAGCUUGAAUGUCGUCAAUCUUAAAACCAAUCUUUAUCUCAGUGUGUUCCUUAAUGCUGUUGCAGAGAUGCCAGCAUUCAUAUUAACAGCAAUUCUACUGGACAGGUUUGGAAGGAAACCAUUGGCAAUAGGGACAUUGUGGUUUAGUGGAUUGUUUUGUUUGGUGGGGAGUGUAGUUGGUAACCAUGGUGUGUGGAGGGUAGUGCGGAUGGUUUGUGGAGUUCUUGGUAUAUUUGGAAUGGCUGGAACUUAUAAUUUGUUGUUUAUGUACACAGCUGAACUGUUUCCAACUGUUGUUAGGAAUGCAGCACUUGGGUGUGCAUCUCAAGCUGCGCAAAUGGGAGCAAUAUUUGCACCAUUGGUGGUGGUUUUGGGUGGGGGAUUACCAUUUGCAGUAUUUGGGGUGUGUGGAAUUCUUGGUGGUUUGUUUGCUUUCUACCUGCCAGAGACUAUGAACCAGCCACUGUAUGACACCAUGGCUGGAUUAGAGGAUGGAGCCAAUAAUGUAUGCAGAAGGGCAUGAAGUUGUUUUCUGAUCAUAGGUUAGAUGUUUCUUACACCCUUUUUGUUGAUCCCUUUUUGAGAGCCAUGCAAAAGGAACAAACGUCAAUACCAUGUCCAUGUGUAAGGUAGUCAAUUAUCUUCAACAGUGCCUUGUUUCUGAUUUGAGAUUUUCAUCUUUGACAAACAUGAAUUGAAACUCAACCUUUGUAAGAACAAUGCAAGCUUAAAAAUUGUCACAGAAUUUGGAGUA
Messenger RNA from Macadamia integrifolia, 2238 nucleotides. Its product is annotated as organic cation/carnitine transporter 4. Gene Ontology annotation, molecular function: transmembrane transporter activity. The record is from RefSeq and is a predicted model, not a curated record. Gene Ontology annotation, cellular component: membrane. Gene Ontology annotation, biological process: transmembrane transport. Lineage: Eukaryota; Viridiplantae; Streptophyta; Magnoliopsida; Proteales; Proteaceae. The coding region runs from base 337 to 2007 and encodes 556 amino acids. The transcript has 2 exons.